Messenger RNA from Bombus impatiens (common eastern bumble bee), 2977 nucleotides. It is a transcript of the gene Lrt, whose product is annotated as slit homolog 1 protein. The transcript is spliced from 5 exons. The record is from RefSeq and is a predicted model, not a curated record. Gene Ontology annotation, molecular function: protein binding. NCBI's taxonomy places the organism in Eukaryota, Metazoa, Arthropoda, Insecta, Hymenoptera, Apidae. The coding region runs from base 80 to 2467 and encodes 795 amino acids. Gene Ontology annotation, cellular component: plasma membrane.
CGCGUGUGCGUGUGCCGCGCGCGAAGAGAAGCCGCAGGGGCCGCAAAACCCGGAUCAAAGGGACACAUAUUGCCAUAGAAUGCUGUGGACGUCUCGAUGUUCCCUAAUCUUAUUGUUAACAACGAUAGCGUCUUGCAUGGACGCAACGAUAGAUGGUUUCAUGGAAGAUGAAACGACCACCAACGCGAUCUCUACGACCACCUCGGCACCAGUGGUCACGACCAUAUCUAGUUUAAAUAAAGUCGAGAAGGCGAUGGUUAAUUCGUCAAAUGCGGUAAAAAGCCAGGAUGAAGAAAAUAUUCAAGACCCGUCCCACGCAUCCUCCUCGCCUUCUUCUGACAUGGUUUGGGAGUGUCCAAAUAUUACAAAAGCGGGCGUUGAGUGUUCUUGCGACUUACCACACACGUUGAGAUGCACCGGUGAUAGAACAACACUGCAGAUUAUUAGCAAACAUUUGAGAUUCAGUCGCCCAGGAACGAUCUCCUUAUUGGAUGUAACAGUGACAGGAAUCUCUUUGCUACCAGCGCGCUUUCUGGAAGAUGUUGCUUUGCACGGACUCGUUGUUUCUACCGGAGAAUUGAGACGCGUCCAUGAAAACGCUUUUAUUGGUCUUGUAACACCUCUUCAAGCCCUUGGACUUCCGAACAAUUUAUUAGAUUCUGUACCUACUACGGCUUUGUCGCAUUUGGUCGGCUUAGAAAGAUUGGAUCUAUCUCAGAAUAAACUAAAGAUGCUAGAAGCUGAGUCUUUUAAGGGAUUGUCAAACCUGACAUAUUUAGAUCUAUGCGACAAUUUAUUGUCACAAUUAUCGCCUCAAGCUUUCGCUGCAGUACCUUUGCUACGCUCAUUGAGGAUGCGUGGUAAUCGUUUAAGCGUAUCUGCUCUCUCGGCACUCAGAGGGCUUAAAAGUUUGGAGGAACUUGAUCUAUCUAACAAUCUAUUAUUGGGUCCAAUGGGUCCAAAUCUUCUUCCUCAAAUGCCACGAUUACAUUUUCUUACCGUGUCCGAAAACGAACUAAUAAAUGUACAGCAAGGAGCCCUUGGGGGUUUAAGGAAUUUAACUUAUCUGAGCUUAAGCCAUAAUCAGAUUGAUGUACUGGAAGAUCAUUCGUUUAAAUAUUUGUCGACUCUUACCAGACUGGAUUUAGCAAAUAAUCGAAUCGUUGCGGUAUCCAGUGCUUCUUUGGCACACUUGGAAAGACUAACAACACUGGAUUUGACUCAUAAUUUUCUGCGAUCUCUGACUGCUGACUUAGUCGUACCGCUAAAAAGUCUUCAAGAUCUACGUCUCGAUGAUAAUGAUAUCACAAUGGUGGCCAGCGAUGUACCAACGUCCAAAUUACGACUCACAAAACUUUCUUUGGCCGAUAAUCCUUUGAAUUGUGACUGUACGCUUCUAGAAUUCGCCAACUGGUUAAGCAACUCUAGCUUGAACGAGGAAGAUAAAUCUUCGGCGGUCUGCGCAACUCCACCCGCUUUGGAAAAUGGUAUACUGACACAAGUCUCUCCCGGUAGUCUCCUUUGUGGAGAGCCGACACCACCAAUCAUGACCAGACUGCCUUUAGCUGGUGCUCAAUUAACAUUGAAAGAAUUUCACUAUGAUAAAUCAACUGGUAUCAAUCUCUUAUGGCAUGUAGAACCAUGUGCAGAACAGUAUACAUGUGAUAAUUUAAUUGUCUAUGAAACCAUAGGUGACAGUGAGGUUCAAACAGAUUCUAGUUCUCUUCAUUGCGAUUCUCGUAUGAUGAGAGAUCCCUGUUCACUCCCGGUUGCCAUACCUGCCUCAUUACAUUUACAACCAGGCCAUAAAUAUCGCUAUUGUGUAGUACUUUUAGUACCAAAUAGUUAUGAUGAUGUUUCUUUAGGUUUGGGUUGCAGUGAUGUGAUUACAUUAGAAGAAUCUAAACGAGAGUUACAGCAAGAUCAAGAAACUACCGUAUCAGAGUUUUCUUCAUCAUUAGAUACUAGAAUAACUGCAGUACAUGUAAACGUAUCUGACCAAGGCUUCUUGCACGUCGAUGUUAGUUUAUCAAUCUCAAAAAAGUCGAAUCUGCCUGAAUGCGAACUCUCUGUUAUCGUUUUUGACGCUGAAUCUGCGGUGCAUAAACAAAAACUGAAUUGCAGUUUAGCGUUUGUAACAUUAGGGGUAUUGUUGCCUGGUCACUAUAAAGUUUGUGCAAGUCUUGAUGAUGUCAAUGAAGAAGAUGUUAUUGCAAACUUUGUAGAUAACCGAGAUAGAUUACGCUGCGUCGAAGUGCAAGGGUUCAAACAAAAUACAGAGCUAAUUGUUCUAGCGAUAAUCGGAGCUAGUUGCGUUCUUUUAAUCACAAUUGCAGUAAUUGGUAGAAGCGUUCUGAGAAGGGUAAGACAUCCUAGGAUACAGACACAAUGUUUCCUGCCAGCACAGGAAUUUGAAAUAACUCAUAAAGCACAUUACAUUAAAUUACUAGCUACAACAAAAGUUUAAUUCAUUUCCACCGAGUAUACAAUUCCGUUUCUCAUUUUAUAAAUAAUUACAGCUUAUUUGUUGUUGACUAUUUAAAAAUGUUGAAAUCGAAUUUUUUUGGUUGAAAUGAAGAAUGUUGUAUUUGAUCUUAUUGUAUAAGAUUGUUUCUAUGAGCUACUAGUCAUAAAAUCGAUAAUUUUAAAGAGAUUAAUAAAUAAUAAAUUGUAAGAAUUUUAAGGAUAAAUAAAAAUACAAUUAAAUAGAUCAGAAAAGUGGAAUGAACGGAUGAUUAUAGUAUAGUCUAAGAGUAUUUAAAACACCCAGUUUCUACACUGCCAUAAUAAUUUAUACUAGCUAAUAAUAUAUGAUCAAAAAGAAAUUGUAUGAAAUUAACAUCUUAAAUAAGGAAAUAUGAUAUAUAAUAACACAGUUAGUUUCUUACAGUUUUCCAAUGUUUUUAUUACUCGAUGCUUGCAUACAUAUAUGGAAAUGUAAAUAUCUUUUGUAAGUUUCAAGGAAUAAAUUUAUAAC